AAAUGGGUCCUACUUGUAGCGGUGCAGCUGAUGUCUCGGUAACUCCAGAUUUUGCUCAAAUGAUACUCGAUAUCAUUAACAGAAUACGGAGUAAGGUAGCCGCAGGUACUGCCAAAGGGAAAGACGGUAUCAAUUUACCUAAAGGCUACGGGAUUUAUAGAUUGAAUUGGGACGAAGAACUGGCGACUUUUGCCCAAGUUUGGGCGAACCAAUGUAUUUUGAAGAGUGAUUUAUGCAGAGAUUCAAAAAGAUUUCCAAAAGUCGGCCAAACAUUAGGUAUGAGUCGAUUCACAAUUGACGAUUGGCAGCCGUUGCAUUCGUCGAAUUAUUUGAAUUCAUCAACACUCACUCAGGAUAAAGUUAAAUAUGCUAUAACGGCAGUUUUGAAGGCCUGGUAUGGUACGAGGGCAGACAUUACGCCUGAAGAUAUAAUACUGAAUGAUGAUCGACAUAACAACGCUACACUCCUGAUGAAUACGAACGAAGUAUUCGAUCGUUACGACGCCUUGAAAAGGGAUGAGGAGUCCUUGUCCUAG
Molecule: messenger RNA, 536 nt
Organism: Vanessa tameamea
Lineage: Eukaryota; Metazoa; Arthropoda; Insecta; Lepidoptera; Nymphalidae
Product: venom allergen 3-like
Exons: 6
Coding region: 3-536 (177 amino acids)
Source: RefSeq, a predicted model, not a curated record